This is a messenger RNA of Mycotypha africana, 1710 nucleotides long. Its product is annotated as glycoside hydrolase. The transcript has 7 exons. Gene Ontology annotation, biological process: carbohydrate metabolic process; N-glycan processing. Gene Ontology annotation, cellular component: endoplasmic reticulum; Golgi membrane. Gene Ontology annotation, molecular function: calcium ion binding; mannosyl-oligosaccharide 1,2-alpha-mannosidase activity. NCBI's taxonomy places the organism in Eukaryota, Fungi, Mucoromycota, Mucoromycetes, Mucorales, Mycotyphaceae. The record is from RefSeq and is a predicted model, not a curated record. Bases 1 to 1710 code for a protein of 569 amino acids.
AUGCCUCAUCGUUGGCGGAUGGCUCUCCUCGUAGGCCUUGCAUUCUGUGUGUAUGUGUUUGUGUCAACAACGUCCAGAAGGACUCCAGGUGGGAGCCGGGAUAAAAGGCUCGAGUUUUUGUACAACGACAGCGACUUUAUUCAACAACGACUGAGACAAAUAGAAAAGAAUCCACUCCAUGGCCUCUAUGGAUCCAGCACAACAACGGCAUCGAAGUCUUCUUCUUCUUCUCACUUUUCAUCUCAUCGGUUUUUUAGAGCUUCUUAUUCUCAGCUACCGACCAUCCAGUAUGAGUUUGCAAAGGAAAGCAUUGAUGAUAUGCUGACUCGCAAUUUUCGUCGAGAAGCUGUCAAACAAUCCUUUUUACAUGCAUGGAACGGAUACAAGACGUAUGCGCUCGGUGCCGACGAAUUGCAGCCGAUUUCGAUCCAAAAGAAGAACCCCUUUGGAGGGGUAGGAGCGACGUUGUUAGAUAGUCUGAGCACCAUGUUGGUGAUGGAGUUAAACGAGGAGUUUGAAGAGGUGCUACCGCUGAUCAAAAACGUCAAUUUCUUUGUGGAUGAGAAUCUAAGUGUGUUUGAAACGACCAUCCGGUGCAUGGGAGGGCUUUUGAGUGCUUAUGAAUUAGCGCUUGCUGCUACAAGGAGCAGGUCAUCCGCAGGCUCCAACGUUGGAUUAGCACAAGAGCAAGAAUAUCUGUUGAAAAAAGCAGAAGAGAUUGGAUUGGCCUUAUUACCCGCUUUUGAUACACUCUCUGGUAUACCUUAUUAUUUAUUCAAUCCUGUCAAAGAGUCGUCUACUUCCAACACGACCUUUUUGGCAGAUGCAGGAACCUUGCAGUUGGAAUUUUUUACAUUAUCACAUUACACUGGCAAUCCUAUUUUUGCACAAAAGGCUCAAGCGAUUAUUGAUCAUCUUGAUGACUACACAUUUUCAAGCGAAAGCAUGAUUUCUGGUUUAUUCCCUAAUGAUAUUAACGUUCAAACAGGAGAAUUAAGACCCACUCAUAUCAGUUUUGGAGCCAUGGGCGACAGCGCUUAUGAAUAUUUCCUCAAAAUGUACAUAUUAUCAGAAGGCAAAUUACCACAAUACGGUAGAUUAUAUAAAACGGCUAUCGACAAGAUGAAGAAAUACAUGUUGCUUCGUACAAAAGAAACUCACUAUUUGUAUCUUCCGCCUUAUGAUGUGAGGAGAGGAACAUUUACUUAUAAAAUGGAUCAUCUGGCUUGCUUUGCACCUGGUAUGCUAGCCAUGGGGGCCAAGAUUUUCAAUAGACCGGAAGACAUGAAAGUAGCCAAAGGCAUCUUGGAGUCUUGUGUAGUGAUGUAUCGCAGUUCAGAAACAAAUUUGUCACCCGAGCUAUGGACUUUUGAUCAAAGAAAGUUUGAACAGUAUGAUGCUUUGAGCUACGAUGUGGAGGAAGCAUGGGUAGCGACGAGCGCAUCUCUUCAGGACAUGAAAGUACAAAGGCCGGACGGCAUCUUUAUCACGGAUCCUCGUUACUUGUUACGGCCCGAAACGGUAGAAAGCUUGUUUAUUCUGUAUCGAACCACGGGUGACCGUAAAUAUCAGGAAUAUGCAUGGGAAAUAUAUCAAGCGAUCGAGACCUAUUGUAAAACGCCUCAUGCUUAUGCAGCAUUGAAAAACGUAUUGUCGUUGAACAAGAACAAGAAAUCGGCGUUCAAUCAAAUUGACAGUAUGGAGACGUAG